AAUUUAUUCGCUUCAUGUUUAUGGCCUUUGAGAUGGUACCUAGUAGUAAGGCACAGAUUUUUCUACUUCGAAAAACUGUGAUAAAGUUUGCUCAGUGUUCAUAAAAAAUUAUAUUGAAAGGAUUUGAAAUUCUAUCUUCUUGAUGGACGUGGGUUUAAACAUUUCUAAUUUUCAGGUAAUCUAGAUUAUUACAUUCAAAUAAAACUUCAACGAAGGAUUCAUCAGUAUCGUAGCUUCAAUAAAUGAAGUUCCAUCAAAUAAUAUGUCGUCGAAAUGGAUGGAAAUGGAAAAAUAUCCAUUCCGUUACUUUACAUGGUCACUAAACGAUCUAUCGAUUCGUUCGAUAUACGACUUAGAGCGAGAAUCGACUUCAUACCACCACUCUACCUCCAAACACGAAUGAAAAAUUAAACAAGUAGUUUCACAUUCACAUUCAGUAUUCGAUAAACGUAUGUGUUGGUUUGUGUCCGAUGUUAUUUUGAUUUUCAAAGUCGUGUUUUACGUUUAAAUGAUAGAAAUUUCACGGUUUAGAAAUUCGUAUUUUAAACUUUUAUUGUUUCGGUAGUGAAAAAAGUGAACCAUGGAGCUUUCAAACUGAAGAAAAACAACAAUUUUCGGAAACCGUUCGUUGACGAGAUAAUAUUUACUAAAAUGGAAACGAAACCGUUAUAGAAUAGAAAUGUCGCCACACCGAACGAUAAGUGUUCAUUCGUGCUUUCUAAAGCUCAUCCUGAUCAUCGGAUUUGCUGUCGGAGAACCGAACCCGAACCAGAACCCAGGAUGUGUAGGCGGCGGAGUGUUCACUCCAGGAUGGACGGUUCCAAAAGGCGACAUCGUUCUGGAAGUUGGAACACCGCUAGAGAUCCACUGUAUGUUGGACCCGACUAGUAACCAGACCAAGGGUUACUCCUCCAAAGAUAUAAUAUUUAAACGAGGCGAUAAGACAAUCAACGACAAAUACGUAACGGUGGUUAAUUCGACGACAGCCAGAUUAUACAUGGAUGAUUUACCUAUCAGCGUCGACAACGAAAUUUUUUAUUGCUCGUUGAAUCUAAGCGGUGGCAACAACAGCGAAAAUUUGACUUACUCUGCUAGCAGCUUGGAAAUGCCACCGAUAUCGAACGAGCCUAAAGAACAGUUGAUUUGUUUGAAUUCGGUCGUCGUCGGCAGUAAACCAAAAGAAGUGAUGAAUUUUACCUGCAUUAGUCACAACUGGGAAAUAUUGAAUUGUUCGUGGGUCGAGCCGAAGAACGGUAUCAAGACCAAUUAUUCGAUUUAUUACGUGAUACCUCGAAGAGCUGGCCGAAAUCAGUUGUUCGGUUGUCCGAGUCACGAAGAGAGAUUUUGCGAAUGGGCUACGAACACUAAUCCUCCAUAUAGGCGAACUUUCGAGUACAUUUAUUUCCAAAUCGACGGCAGUAAUAAGUUCGGUAAUAUUACUCAGAAUUUCAAAUGGCAUAAUUACGCUCAUGUGAUACCGUCACCGCCAACAAACCUGAUGUGUUUGGAUAAAACUUCCAAUAGUAUUUACCUGCAGUGGAACAUCGGUAUGUUAGAGGUGUUCGAGAAAGGUUUGACUUAUAGAAUCAAGUACGCUUGGGAUCGUUCGGAUGUUUGGCAAGUAAUCGAGCUGAACGCCAAAGACGUCGAAAGGGAUAAAGAUAUCAUUAAAUAUAACGUUACUGGCUUGGCGUAUCCGAAUAUGGCGUACGAUUUCAGAAUUUUCAUGAAAUCGUCGGUGGCCGACGAAGAGGGUUGGUCGCAGCCAACUGCGGUGGUUUUGAAAACCAGCCCUUGUGCACCCUACAAGUCGCCGGAAACUGACCUAGGCGGUUUUGAGAUCCAUAACGAGCACCUGCAUCGAGACGUGAUUAUAUAUUGGAAACAUAUUCCGAACGAAGAACAUAACGGAGACGAUUUUCGAUACGAGAUUUCAGUUUUUGAAAACGAUAUCGCAGUUAACGUUACACCUGUCGCGUUAACCGAUACGUGCGCUAAAUACACCGGUCUCUCGUUCGGUGCGUAUCGAUUCGUUAUCAGAGCAGCGAACGCGAACGGUACAGCUCCGCAGUCUUCGGUCGUGUAUGUGCCUAGAAAAUACGAGAUAUUACCCGAACCGGCGUUAUUCACCAAGGUCGACUUUGGAGACGGUUCUUACGAACUUUCGUGGAAGCUAGCGAACAUGACCACUGACAAAAUCUCCAAUUAUACUAUUUUCUGGUGCGAAAGCAAUCGAGACUAUCCUUAUCCUUGUAACAGUUUCCUCAACUGGACUCAUCUGACGGCCGGUACAUUUCAGCAUAAUUUCACCGCGAAGAAGCACAUCGGUUACCAAUUCGCCAUCAGCGUUAACUCGAUCAACUCCAGCAGCGGUAUGUCAUGGGCUCUAUGUACCGUUCUCCAUAACCAAGUCAAUAGAAUCAGAAACGUUUGGAUCGGUAAAGUGGGCUCGUCCUAUAUAGAUUUUAGAUGGAAAUUAGAAUGCGCCGAACGUGUCGAAGGUAUCAAAGGCUACAAUAUAACGUACUGUCCGGUCAGCGAGUUUCACCGGCAUAAAUGCGUCGGUGAAGUGAAAUCCUACCUAGUUUACGGCGACGUGACCACCAAUCACGGUAACAUCACCGGUCUAAUGCCGUACACCACGUACAAAAUGUCCGUAUCCAUUUUCACCGAUAAAGCCUUAGGACCUCCGAGCGAGUAUUUAUACAACCGUACCUUGGACGGAGCUCCAGACAUGAAAAACAUCAAAAUAGAAAUAAGCAACGUCACAGCUUCGUCAGCUGUUAUUCGAUGGAACCCUCCUGCCAAUUUCAACGGACCUCUCGAUCAUUACGAAGUAAUCUACAACGAUAAAAGUAUGAUCGUGAACGGUACAAGCGUCGUAUUGACCGGAUUGAAAGGCUACGAACCCUACCAACUCAGAGUAGUGGCUUGUACAGCAGUCUGCGCUAGAACCGAUGAGCUAACGUUCAAUACGCUCAUAGGAACUCCAUCCGAAGUACAGAAGGUAUCGACGGAGAAGCUCAACUCGGUGCAUUUCAAAUUGAAAUGGUCACAGCCUUCGGUUCCUGGCGGGCCUAAUCCCAAGUACGAUGUUAGAAUACAAUUAGACGAUCCCGAAUCGAAUUCCACGUUCGACCAAUUCGAAACUUCCGAAACAUCGGCUGUGGUCAAAUCACCUUGUAAACAGGAACAACCCACCCAAGCUGUGUAUACGUUCUUCGUACGAGCUAAAAAUACCAACGAUAAAAAUGCCAGCGACCCUAUUCAGUAUUACGGGCCUUGGACUACCGCAUACACCAUCGAUUGCGCGAAUCCCAGCAGCUUAUCCACCAUGUGGAAAAUAAUGAUAGCAGUGUUCCUGAUUACGUUAUUCGGUUCGAUAUUCGGUUUCGUUGGUAAAAAAGGAUUCUACAAGUGUCAACAGAUGAAAAAAGUCGAAGUCGUUUUACCAGCCAAAUUCACGAUACCGCAGAUAUUCCCAAACGACGUGAAAGAUACAACUUAUCAGAUCGAUAUCAAAUCGUGGACCGAUAUCAAUGAAAUUGAUCACUUGAACAAGCUCUCGGAUGCCGAGCAAAGCAGUAUGGAUUGUAUCGACUUGGACGUGGAUACCGACAGAGAAACUAGCCGAUCCAGUAGCGGAUGCUAUACGAGUUAAGGAUAUACCCAGGUUUAAUGAUUUUUUUACAAUAUUUUCACCUGAAGACGUAAAUUUUCCCAGUUUUCUUUUUAGUUAUUGACCUUUUUGAUGCUCGACGUUGCGUCUCGUUUUGGAUACGAGUACGUUUGAUGAAAGUUUUACUUUUUUUUUUACUAUUUUUAAUUAGUUUAUCUGCUAUCAUUAACGAAAUUACCACCGCGCGUAUCGCACCAUAAUUUGUUUCAGCGUCUAAAUGCUAAUUUGUUCGAAUCAUUUAUCGCUUCUUAGUAAAAUUAAUUUCCGAAAAUUUCGCGCGAUAAAUUCACUCACUUACGAAUUGUCUGUAUUGACCUAUUGGGAAAAUGAUUAUGUAGACCUGAAUUUUUUUGCCCUCCGUUUAUGAUUUCUUUUAAAACGAUAGUACGUUAUAUUCGACUCGUGAAAAAUGAUAUUAAAAUACUCGUCGGAAUCGUUAUUUCGAUUUUUAAUUAUCGACGAGUUUUUUUCGUGAUUUUUUUUUUAUCGAUAAACGAGAUCGAUUUAUUUUUAUACGAAUUUUUUUCUGAAAUGAGCGAAGGGCGAGUGGUGUUUUUUGUUUUUUAAACUUUUAUGGUGCUUUUUUGAAGACGAAGAACUGAAGUUUUUGGAAAAUGUUACUUUUUGAGCUGAAUAGUUCGGUUUGUUCUAGUACAGGGUGUUUCGUAGGAAAUACUGCCAGUUGUUUUUUCCACUUUUUUCCCCCAGUGAAUAUUGCAUAAAAAAUGAACGAAUCGUGUCACUUGGGAGGUCCAAGCUUCUCAACCUGGAUACAAUUUUCAUCGAAUUCAACGUAAAAACCUGUUGAAUAAAAAAUAAAAAAAAUUCAAUGGCCAGAUCAGGUUGAUAUCGUUUAUUUUGAUCUUUAAAAUUAGAAGAGGGGCAUCAAUCGUUGAAUAGUGACUCAGGCCCCUCAACCCUGCCACAAUCUUCAUCAAAUUCAACGUAUAAACUUGUUGAACAAAAUUUAAUAGAUCGGCAGAUCACUUCUACGUCAAUUAUUUUGAUCUCGAAGAUUGGUGUGGGGGAAGGGGAGUAUGAACAAAUUAAACGAAUUUUGAAGCUUCGGUAGUCAGGUUUUGAGGAAGCUAUCAGCCCAGUUAUCUGUCCCUAAUUUCAUGAUCAAGAUUCAUGAAUGAUAUUUGGAAUAUUAUACGUGGCUUGUAGAUUCCCAUCUCCAAAUCUAUGACUCCUUCGACUUCAAAGUUUAUUUUCAUGGGUAAAAUUUUUUUUCGAUUUUUCAGACCGAAUAAUUGAAGAAAAUUGUAAUUAAUGCUUGACUGAAAUCUUGUAAUUUUUACUUUGGUAUUUUGCAUGAGAUGCCAGAAAAUCUUGUGGGCUGAAAGAGGCGGAUCUUCCCCUCUCCAUUUCCAUGUUGUAUUUUGUGUGCAAUAUUCACCUAUCCAAAAAGAAAAAAAAAUUCAAUUUGGAUAGGUCACUUUAAUUAGAAUUUUUGCCCAAAUAUCUACUUCAAAGAUCCGAUUUCAUCAUUUUUUUUUUUUGACAGCCUGCUCGAAUAUUUUGGUCUUGAAUGAACAAGAUGAAAAUUGUUCACUUUGGCCCAGGAGAGUUGAAAUCUGUGAACUUUUUUUUGAAAAAAUUUUGUAGUAAAAAAAAAUUCAAAUUUAUAUCAAUGAUUUUUUUCACUCGAGGAGUUGAUUUUUUUUCAUAUAGAAUCAAUAUUUUUUUAUAUCUAGUCCUAUAAUACUACUUGAAUUCGACCCACGAAAAUAAACCGCCAAGUAAGAAUUCUGAAGCAUGAAUUUCAACUCGUUUCACUUCGAGUGCUGUAAACUGUCGUUCAAUCUAAUCGGUACCUAUUUUAAAACUGGAAUAAAUUUUGCGACGAAACAAGUUGUUAUUGAAGGGGAAAAAUUCGACUUUGAUACGUAUCUUUUCCACGUGAUGAAACAAAUAAUUAUAAUUAUUAUAUCUAAACGUUCGACUCAUUACACCUUUACUUUUGAAACAUUUAAAUGAAAUAUUGCGAAACAUGUUUCAUAUUGUACGAAGUCAUUUGAUUGAAAGAGAAAACGAUCACGUAUUAACGUUUCAAUUUUUUUUAAAUUUUCUGUACGUGAUCAUUUUCAUCUUCGAUUGACUCGAAAUGUGAUUUGCAUUCUUUCAUUCGUCUAAAUUAAUUAUUUGAUUUUCGGUUUUUGACGAAUCGUUUGCUGGAAAAGUGCAGGCUGUUUUACUUGAGGAUUUUUUUCAGGGAACAAUUCGAAUAUUUUCUCUACGUGUAAAAAAUUUUGUUGGAAAUUGCUUGGUUUUGAUAAUGAAGUGAUUUUUUUCAUAGAUUGAAUCAUGAUUUACAGCAUUUGAUCCCAAAAAAGUUCAAAUAUAUUGGAAACUUUCGCUACACAAUUCUUUGCUGGGACAGUAAAAAAAUUGACAUUUUAAAAAUUCAGUUUCAUCAAAAAAGUGAUUUUUUUCCUCUUCUCUGCCAUAAAAAUUGAAUGUUCGUGAUUUUAGUGAACAUUUUUCGAGUGUGGCUUUCAAAAUAAUAUUCUAUAAUUUUUUUUUAAAAAUGAGGAAAACCUUUUCUACUCAUUUUUUUUUCUUUUAAUAAAUCAAAUUACGAUUUAUGAUUUUCUGAACACCCUGUACUUCAAUAAACCGCGAUUAAAAAAUUAAGAAUAAUAUUUUUUCGAUAUUUAAAAUGAAUAAUUAUCUAGAAAAAAAAAUAACUGUAAUAUUUUCGAUCAAAUUUCAGUUCUUCGUUUUCAAAAUUUUUCUAGUCACUGAAAUUCAUUAAAAGUAUUUUACGUGUAAUAAAAUGGGAAUCGAAAUACACCUAGAUUUUUGAGGAGUUAUCACCAUUGCAAAAUAAUUACUUACAUUUUAACCAUUUUUAUUAAUAAAUAGGUACGUUUUUCUAAAUUUUAACCUAUUUACUUACUUAAUUAUUUCUGUGAUAAAUUUUUUUCGGCCCAGAGCUGUUUAUAGUACGAUAUUUCUAAUGCUCUAAUUUGUGCCUUUAUUUUAACAUAACAUAUCAGUUUUUUUAAUCAACAUUUUAAAAGUAUUUUUUCCCUCAUUGCCUCAUCAUUGUAUGUACAUAAAUGUAAUUUUACAAAUAUUUUUAAGCAAUAAGUCGUAUAUUUAUGAGCUUUACGAAGUGCCUUCUGUAAAAAUUAUGUACCCCUGUGAGGUCUGUGAUGAUGUGAUGAAGUACUCGAAGUGUUUUUUUUUUUUUCUCUAUCCCAGUAAAACACGUUGAUUUUUUUUGCCCAGCCCUUUUGUAGGACACGAUUAAAAUACUAUAGCCUCUUGUGUAAAAUAUUCCGAUACAUGUCGAUGUCGAUCAUCGCGAUGAAAGUGACUAAGUAUUUGAUUAAAUACGAUAUUAUUUCAAGUGCCUGCCAUGGAACAUCACGUGAUUUUCAAUACGAUGUCUCUGUUGUAUAUUGAAAGGCUAGUACCACCCAGUUCUACCCAUAUCUUUUUGAUAUGUGCUUUAGAAAAAAAAUCCAAUACUCGAGUACGAGAUUACGUUUGAAUUUCGAGCUUAAUUGUUUGUGAUUAUGUCAAGUAUUUUGUAUAUACGCUUGUACAUGUAUAUAGUGUAAGGUUCUUUUUUAUAUUAUAUUUGUUAAUUGUUAAUUUGAUAAUGCUUGACGUAUCGUCGUCGACUUUUGACCUAAUCAAUGCAUCGCAACGUGUCGUGUCCAUUUUGAAAUUUUAUAACGAGUCGUAAUUUAUUAUAAGUAGUCUAGUGUAUUGGAAUUGGAAUCGAUCGUGAUCGUUUUCAGAAUCAAAAUCAACUCGUUUAUGGCUCUGAAAAAAUCAGAAAAAAAAACUUUUUUGGAGAAAAAUAUUAUUCUAGUUUUGAAGUACGUUGUCUGCGUUGUUCUGAGGUAUUAUUGUUGUGGGUAGCUUAGGUAGGUGGGCACCUUACCUACUUACGUAAAUUGAUGACGAAAAUGCAUCUUGAAAAGGUUUUUUGAAAUGAACGAAAUCAAAGUUGAGUAUUAUGAUGAUGAUGACGUCUUUGCACUUUGAACUAACGUCAUUAUCUUCAAGAUAGCUUCGUGAAAGGAAAUAGGUAUCAAAAAUGUAUCUAAAUUUAUUUAGAUUCGACUUAAAACCUUUUCUAUGAUUUUUUCAAACUUUUGAUUGGAAAAUUAUACUUUUAUAAACGAGAAGUUACCACCCUUCCUCCAUUCAUUAUUCGAUCAGAUUUCGUAUUCGUUCAAAUUUACUUAUCUGGAUGAACUUUGGAUUUUUAUGAAAAUUCACAAUAAAAGCCUAGAAUUGGUCCUUGAUGUUGAUUUACUGUAGAAAGGCCUCCUGUUCAGAUUUUGAAACCCCCAGUGAAAGUUGUUGAUUGUCUUCAAGAUCCCAGUGAUUAUAUUCUUAGAUCGCUACCUCCCCUCCCAACUCCUCUAAAAGGCCUUAAAAUGCAAUUUUUGUUUAAAAUUCAUAUCUGUGGCAGUUUUCCAUCGAUUUCUUUGAAAUUUGUAACGGUGUUGGACCCAUCAAGGGUCAUUUAAGGGAAUUGUGGUAAUUAAAGGAGCUACUGCUUCAAAUUAUUCAAUAAUAAAAUUUUCAAAAAAUGAAAAAAAGUUCUAGUUUUUGAGAAAUUUUUUUAAUGACAUUUUAAUUUCAAUUUCUGUGUAACAUUUUUUUUUUUUUUUUUGAGUGUAUGCGAACAAAUAAAGCUCUGUAACGAAGUGGUCUUAAUCCUAUCUCCAAAAUUGAAAAAAUUGAAAAAAAUUUUUGAAUUGAAUUUUUUCUGUGUUUUUAUACAUUAAUUUCCAAGCAACUUUUGAAGGUGAAAAUAUCUUUAAAAUUGAAAUAGUUGCAAGUGGUAAAAAACGUAAAAAAAAAUAAAUAAAUUCCAGUUUUCUGAAAAAUUAAAAAUUUUUUUUUUUCAAUUCUGAACAUAACUUUCUAUGUAUUUUUUGAAAGUCGACCAUCAAAGCUCUAUUACUAAAUGGCCUAUUUUCAAAAUUAAAAAUAUCGGAACAAGCUGAAAAUUGUGAAAAAAAAUUGUAAAAAUUCAACGUUUUCUAAAAAAAUGUGAAAUUCACUAUUUUCUGUUUUUGAACCCUAAAUUCAGAGGUAUUUAAACCUAUUGAAGAUGAAUGAAAAAGGUUCAUCUAUCACAAAAUAGUCAAUAUCUGGAAUUAAAAGAGUUGAAACUUGUGGAAAAUCCCCAAAAAAUAUGUAAAAUUUUCCUACAUUUUCCUACAAAAUUUUUCUUUACCAAAAUAUCCCAUUUUCAAACCUGAGAACACUAAAGGCUAAAGAAUUAUUGGAAUGAUUUGGGGUUCACUGGAAAAUCUGAGCCUCUGUAGCAUCUUUGAUUUUGAAAAUGGGUACCUUUGAAUUUGGGAAUAAAAGUCUAUUGAUUUUGAAAAAAAAAAACAAAUUGUGCAGCAGUUCUCUUUUCGUUUCCAGACGAUUGUUCUAAAACGAUUCCAA
Molecule: messenger RNA, 9109 nt
Organism: Planococcus citri (citrus mealybug)
Lineage: Eukaryota; Metazoa; Arthropoda; Insecta; Hemiptera; Pseudococcidae
Product: cytokine receptor-like
Exons: 2
Coding region: 680-3661 (993 amino acids)
Molecular function (GO): protein binding
Source: RefSeq, a predicted model, not a curated record